ACUGCCCAAACAGGAUAUCGAGGCCCUGCCCCUGAACUGAUCUGCCGCAUCCAGGGAGGACAGGUCGAACUCUGGGUCUGUGGUGAUGAGGACCGUGGGGCAAUCUCGAGGUCGGAGGACUUGCUGCCAGGACAUGCCUGGUUGCUGAGCAGAACCGAGGAGCAGGGUCCUGUGGAAGGGCCGGGAAAGCUGGAGCCACCAUGGGCUUCCCUGGGGAGUAUGGGUGAGGUGGAUUCCCUGAGACCAGCGAAGGACCAGUGGCACAAGGGUCACGGGAUGCCCCAAAGCAGGAGAAUGUAGCAGCGAACGAGGUCCCAUCUGUAGUUGGGCAUUGGAGUGAAGAAGGGAAAGAAGCCCGAAACAGCCCAAGGUGCAGGGAUGAAUAUGUCAUGCUGAGACACCAGAAGAGGCAGAAAGGAAAGGUCCACUGGAGAGAGACACUGCAUGCAAACCAAGGCAGUGUGGGGGGCCUCAGAGGGAAGCAGGAGCCCACCACCAAGCGCAGGGGGAGAGACCACUCCUGCCCUGAGUGCAGGAAAAGUUUUAGCUGCCCCUUGCGCCUGGCUCUGCACAAGAUAAAGCAUGCUGGGGAGAAGCCCCAUGUACGUGCCACGUGUGGGAAGAGCUUGACCAGCCUCUCUGUGCAGAGGAGGGAGCAGCCACACGGCUGCACAAGGUGUGGGAAGAGCUUCAGGCAGCCCUCCAGUCUAGCCAGGCACAGGUGCAUGCACGCAAGGGAGAAGCGUCAUCCUUGCUCUCUGUGUGGGAAGAGCUUCAUCUGCUUGUCCAAACUGGCUCGACACCAGCUUACCCACACGGGGGAGAAGCCACAUAAGUGCUCUGAAUGUGGGAUGAGCUUCGCCCAAUCCUGCAACCUGAAUGUGCACCAGCGCAUCCACACUGGGGAGAAGCCACAUCACUGCUCUGUGUGUGGGAAGAGCUUCACCCAAUCCUCCUCCCUGAAUGUGCACCAGCGCAUCCACACUGGGGAGAAGCCACAUCGCUGCUCUGUGUGUGGGAAGAGUUUCACCUACCCCUCCCACCUGGCCCUGCAUCAACUGAUCCACGAGCAGGCGAAGCCACGUCAGUCCUCUGAGUGUGGGAAGCACUUCACCCAUUAUGGCAACCUGACCCAGCACCAGGGCAUCUGCACCGGGGAGAAGCCACAUAAGUGCUCUGUGUGUGGGAAGAGUUUCACCUGGUCCUCCUACCUGGCCCGGCAUCAGCUGAUCCACGAGGCAGAGAAGCCACAUCAGUCCUCUGAGUGUGGGAAGCACUUCACCCAUUAUGCCAAGUUGACCCAGCACCAGGGCAUCUGCACAGGGGAGAAGCCACAUCAGUGCUCUGUAUGUGGGAAGAGUUUCACCUGGUCCUCCAACCUGGUCCGGCAUCAGCUGAUCCACGAGCGGGAGAAGCCACAUCAGUGCUCUGUGUGUGGGAAGAGUUUCACCUUGUCCUCCGAGCUGGUCCGGCAUCAGCUGGUCCACACAGGGGAGAAGCCACAUCACUGCUCUGUGUGUGGGAAGAGCUUCACUCAAUCCUCCUCCCUGACCAAGCACCAGCGCAUGCACACGGGGGAGAAGCCACAUCACUGCUCUGUGUGUGGGAAGAGCUUCACCCAAUCCUCCUCCCUGACCAAGCACCAGCGCAUCCACACAGGGGAGAAGCCACAUCAGUGCUCUGUGUGUGGGAAGAGUUUCACCUGGUCUGCCCUGGUCCGGCAUCAGCUGAUCCACAUAGGGGAGAAGCCACAUCAGUGCUCUGUGUUUGGGAAGAAUUUCACCUCAUCCUACAGCCUGGUCCAGCAUCAGCUGAUCCACACGAGAAAGAAGCCACAUCAGUGCUCUGAAUGUGGGAAGAGUUUCACCUCGUCCUCGUCCUUGACCGUGCACAAGCGUAUCCACACAGGAGAGAAGCCAUAUCAGUGCUCCGAGUGUGGGAAGAGCUUCAUUCAUUCCUCCUAUCUUGCCAAGCACAAGCGCAUCCACACAGAGGAGAAACCAUAUCAGUGCUCUGUGUGUGGGAAGAGCUUUGCGCGAUCCUCCUACCUAGCCCAGCACCAGCGCAUCCACAAAGAAGAGAAGCCGCGUCAUUGCUCUUAGUGUAGGCAGAGCUUCGCCUACUCCUCCAGGUUGUGCCGAACACCAGUGCAUCUACACAGGGGAGAAGCUACAUGGGUGCCCUGAGUAUUGGAAAAGCUUCACCCAUCUCUCCCACCCCUCCUGGAAUCAGCACAUGCACACCCAGAAGCAUCCCUAGUUCUGCCAGCAGUGCAGGAAGGGCUUGGAGAUGUCUGCCUGCUCAGCACCCACCAGUGCUGCAUUCGGACAAGCACCCCCAUGCCGGUGGAGUGCAGAAAGAUUUUGUUCAGGCUGUGCCCCUUGUAGGGUACAGUGGGAAUCCAGAGCCCAGAGGCUGGCCCACAAGGAUUGAUUGUGGGGAGAGUCUAAGAAGAAACACCUCAGGUAGAAGUCCGCCUCCAUGCGGGGCAAGGAGAAGAGGAGGAAAUGAUCUUGCAUCAGCCUUGGAGCCUGUGCAUACCCCAUCCUUCUCUAAAAGCAAAUAGUACUCCCAGGGGAAGAAGUGCCUUAACGGUAGGGUGCCCUCCCCAAGACAGCUGGCGUGAAAUGACACCCAGGGACUUUCCGUGGCUGCCUCCCAGCUUUCUCCUUCCUCCUGGUCCAGGGCUUCUGGCAUAUGAGCCCCUGAGUUGCAGGGAGCAGUGCAUUUCUGGCUGGGCAGCAUUCCCUACCCUCCUCCCUGACCUCGCCUUUCCUCAUCCCCACAUCACCCCUCUCCCAGACCUGCGCAUGCCCAGUAGGGUCCGCCAGGAGCUGCUACUGCCACCCCCUGAGCUGUUUGUUAGACCUGACUCUACGCAAUGCCCCAAACUAGGGAGGCAGUGGAUCGAUGCACAAAUUGCUUGUCAACUGCUUUAUUCCAAGUGGAGACAGCUUCGGGCCAGCUUCAAUAAA
This is a messenger RNA of Alligator mississippiensis (American alligator), 2975 nucleotides long. RefSeq names its product zinc finger protein 420-like. The transcript has 2 exons. The record is from RefSeq and is a predicted model, not a curated record. Gene Ontology annotation, biological process: regulation of transcription by RNA polymerase II. Lineage: Eukaryota; Metazoa; Chordata; Crocodylia; Alligatoridae. Gene Ontology annotation, molecular function: DNA-binding transcription factor activity; RNA polymerase II cis-regulatory region sequence-specific DNA binding. The coding region runs from base 390 to 2102 and encodes 570 amino acids.